Messenger RNA from Penicillium longicatenatum, 1041 nucleotides. RefSeq names its product putative zinc metalloproteinase. Gene Ontology annotation, molecular function: proteasome binding. Lineage: Eukaryota; Fungi; Ascomycota; Eurotiomycetes; Eurotiales; Aspergillaceae. The coding region runs from base 1 to 1041 and encodes 346 amino acids. The record is from RefSeq and is a predicted model, not a curated record. The transcript has a single exon.
AUGGACCCCACGCCAUCUUUUGAGCUGACGGUGUACCACCAAGGAACCGCGCAUAGCUUCAACCUCCCAUCUACCGCAACACUACAAGACCUAGGCUCCGAAAUCGAAGCAACACUCAACAUCCCGAUCUCAAACCAAAAGCUUCUCAUAUCCCCGAAACCAGGAAUGAAAAAAGCUCCCUAUCCACCAACGCCACUCAGCGAGCUUCCUCUCUCCUCUCCCAAAUUCAAAAUCACUCUCCUCGGCACCCCAGCCAAAGACAUCGCCGACCUCCACAAGCAAUCCUCAGACACCAAAAAACGUGAAGAAGCUCGCCUCUCCGCCCUCGCAGCUGCCCGCCGAACAAAUAAAGCGAACGCAUCCCGCAGCGCCGGUGGUGUCCACACCCUCUCCUCUUCAAGCAAUAACUACACGUUCGCCCGUUGUCUCCCACUCUCCUACCUCCCAAAUCCCGAGCGUUCUCUCCAGUUCCUAGAACGACUCCGCGAUGACCCCGGCAUCCGAGCCGCAAUGACAAAACACAAAUUCUCGGUGCCUCUUCUCACAGAAAUGAACCCCGCAGAGCACACGACCAGCGAAUCGCGCACCCUAGGCCUUAACAGGAAUAAAGGCGAGGUGAUCGAGCUACGUCUGCGCACAGAUGCAUAUGACGGAUACCGUGAUUACAGAACCAUUCGCAAAACACUAUGUCAUGAGCUGGCGCACUGUGUGUUCGGGCCGCAUGAUCGAGAUUUCUGGGAUUUGACAUCGCAAAUUGAGAAGGAAGUUGAAAGAGCGGAUUGGAAGUCGGGUGGCAAUCGAUUGACGCAGGAUGAGUUUUAUAAUCCUGGAGAUUGGGAGAAUGCACAGAAUGGGGAGGGUUUUGUUGAUGAGUGUGGAUGGACUGGGGGUGAGUUUGUGCUCGGGGGUUUGAAAAAUGAGAGUUCGGCUUCUGGAUCUACCGGGUCUGGGGCUGAGUCUAGGAGGGAGAUUAUUGCUCGAGCUGCUGAGGAGAGAAUGAAGGAGGAGGGCAAGAAAGAGAAACCGGAUGAUUCCCGGUGA